UGUUUAUAUCUGUCAAAAUUAUCUGUCGUGUGUGAGGUUAUGUUCGUUUCAUUAAGGGAUUGCGUGUUCCGUUAAAAUAAUUAAAUUUACGUUAAAAAUCAGCAAAAAUGUUACCUACAAUGGGAUUAUAUCAAAAUAUCGACUGUCCCUAUUUCGAAAAUUCCUGCGGUAGGCCAUAUUGUCAUUUUAGGCACAGAAGGAAAAACGCAGAUUGCGAGAGCACUUCUGCUAGUACCGAGGUACCGACUUACAAUCCAACACCCAAAAGCCAAUUGGCGAACGUAAAGACUCACAUUCCGAUCAGUUACGUGCCCGACUUGGCGCAACCGUCUGAAAAUAGUAGUUUUCGUUUUCGGUUUAACGAGAACUUGCCCACUUAUAAGCCAACUCCUAUUAGCGUUUUGGGGACCACAGCAAAAGUGAAUCACGUCGAAGAGAAAGACGAGGAUGAGGUCGAGUGCAAUGUAAACUUUGAGGAUUUGGAGAACGAAUUUGAAAUGAUCGACGAGCUUAUAAACGAUUCUAAUGGGAAGAUCGAAGCAGUCGAGGAAGUAGCUGCAGAAGUUUCGAAGCCGAAAUUAAAGGAGUCUAAAAGCAAAGGUAGAGAUAAGAGUAAGUCGAAGACUGACGAGAAGUCGAAGCAUAGUUCUAAGAAAUCGGAUUCAAAACACCGAAGUUCUAAGGACGAUAAACGGCAUAGUAGUAGCAAGUCCAAUUCGAAAUCGAGCUCGAAGGAUAAGCACCGUUCGAGUCGUAGGGAUAAACGGGGGAAUGAUCACAAAAAUAAAAGUAGGGAGUCGAGUGGUAGCCGGAAGAAAAAGAAAGAGAAGGAGAAGUCGCCUAAAAUUGAAGAGAAUGGCGACGAUCUAGCGGACGAUUUAGGGAACGGUUCGUUCGAUUUACAAGAUUUGUAUGAUUCCGAUUUGGAGGAGGAUCCGAUAGAGGAGUGCUACAAGAUAUUUACCGAGUACAAACCGACUGAACCCGAAAUAUUCCCAGAGGUAAUCAAAUCGGUGGAGGAGCAGCCGGUUGCGGUACUGAAAAAACGAAUUGCACACGAUAAUGCGGAUAAGAAUAAACCGAAGACAUUUCAGAACUCAAAACCGGCCAUGCCGAGCGCCGCCCAAAUCAUGGUCAAUCGCUUCAAAGCGAUCCGACAGAUGCAAUUAAACGCCGCUGAGGAGCAGGACGAUCUAAGCGAAAUUAAGAAGCACAUGUUAAAACGACCGGCAGAGGUGCCCGCCCAAAAGGCGAUUCCGGCGAAAGUCCGCAAAGUCGCGAAACCGCCAGAUCCGCCGUCGACGUCCCUAAUCGACGACAUACUCGGCGGGAAAGCGUCGAGCAAACCCAGGCGAAUCGCCCCGGUACAGAACGUCAACUCGAUACAGCGCGCGAAGGCAAAAAUCGACGAAAUGGCCAAGCGGAAGGCGAUCAAUUCGAUCUUGAAAACGACGGCGCAGUCGAAUAAGGGCGAGAAGCGGGUGGCGCACGUUCCCGACGUGUCCGCCGGCGACAUGCCCGAUCUUCUGGAGUCCGAGCGUUCGAAGUUACCCGUUAACGUCCGCUCGCGGUAUCUGUCGAUGAUUUUCGACGAAUGCGUCAAGCUAUACAUGCGUGUGGACGAGGCUCAGCAGAGGGCGGCCAGUGAGGAGUUUAAGUGCUACGAGAGGUGUUCUGCGCUCGUGACUUAUCGGAAUUCGGCGAUGCUCGCGAUCAACAGGUUGCGCAAGGAGCUGCAGGAAAGGGAGAUGUCCGGCUUGGGACCGAUACUGCCGGGUGACAUCACAACCGUUCCCAAAGACGGCGGGAGCGAGAUUAAGGGCGUUAAAUUCUACAAUAAUAUAAAGCAAUUGGUUUUAACCGACGACGAGUUGGUACUGCAUGGUUUUCCGCGCGAGGGGAGAAAGCCGGGCCUCGGGAAGGUACCGUGCCAGAAGCAGCACUCGAAAAUCGGUCUAGACGAAUUCGAUCGUAAAUGCUGUCGGUGCUCCAAGCUGUACAGGGUGGACGAAGAGGGUUUCGCGUUAUACGAAGAGGAGUGCGUGUAUCACCCGUUAAAGAAACGCACAUUUCGAGGUGAGAGUUUCUAUCUCUGUUGCAAGAGUGGGGAGGGUACGGGCUGCGUUACCGCGGCGACCCACGUUAGUGAGAGUGAACGAAACAAUGCGGACGGCGAAAUCGAAGGGUAUCAAAUGACGAUGCCGCCGGAACGCGACGAUGAUCCCAGAAGUAGCGAGGUGUUCGCGUUGGAUUGUGAAAUGUGCUACACGACGAAGGGCUUGGAAUUGACUAGGGUGACGAUCGUGAACUCGGAGUGCAAAACGGUGUACGAAAGUCUAGUGAAACCGCUCAGUCCGAUUAUCGAUUACAACACGAGGUUCUCGGGAAUAACGAAGGAGCAAAUGAAUCGAACGGCAACGAGUAUUUUACAGGUGCAGGCGAACAUUUUACAUCUGUGCAACGCAAACACGAUCCUAAUCGGACACAGUUUAGAGUCCGACAUGAAAGCUUUAAAGAUUAUCCACAGUAAAAUAAUCGACACCUCCGUAUUAUUUCCCCACAAGUUCGGGCUACCACAUAAGAGGGCUUUGCGCGAUCUCGCCAGGGAGUAUUUAAAGAAAAUCAUUCAGAACGACGUGCAGGGGCACGACAGUGCGGAGGACGCUCUCGCCUGUAUGGAACUCGUUCAGUGGAAAGUUAAAGAAUCUUUUAAAACGCGGGGCAUAAAAACAUAAAUUGAUCGAUUGUGCAUUAAAUUAGUGAAUAAAUUACUUUGCUGAGAAAGUAGAAUGAAGUAUAUCUGUAUAGGUUUAAAGUGUCAUGCGCACUCUCCAAAAGAUUAUGAUAUUGAUAAUUAUAUUUAUUAAAUGCAGCGUAUCAAAAGUAUAUUUAUAUUUAGUUUUGGUUAAUAUUUGGAGGGGCUGUUGUUUUGUUAUGAUCAGUUGUGCAGUACUGAUAAUAAUGUCAAAACAAAAUGACACCGUAACUAAUUUUGAUUUGAAUGUCUGUAAAAUGCUUUUUUAUAUAAAAUUUUAUAUAAUUUCA
Photinus pyralis (common eastern firefly) is the source of this 3045-nucleotide messenger RNA. Its product is annotated as putative exonuclease GOR. The coding region runs from base 108 to 2735 and encodes 875 amino acids. Gene Ontology annotation, cellular component: nucleus. The record is from RefSeq and is a predicted model, not a curated record. Lineage: Eukaryota; Metazoa; Arthropoda; Insecta; Coleoptera; Lampyridae. The transcript is spliced from 2 exons. Gene Ontology annotation, molecular function: nucleic acid binding; exonuclease activity.